Messenger RNA from Fusarium keratoplasticum, 1794 nucleotides. RefSeq lists its product as uncharacterized. The coding region runs from base 1 to 1794 and encodes 597 amino acids. The transcript has 7 exons. The record is from RefSeq and is a predicted model, not a curated record. Lineage: Eukaryota; Fungi; Ascomycota; Sordariomycetes; Hypocreales; Nectriaceae.
AUGGAUGUACCAAGCUUCACCCUACGAUUCAAGGCUCUCUCGGACGAUCCAACUCAGCCCGUGCAGAACUGCCAAUUGCACAUCGUGAGUUCCGAUGUGGUUGAAGUCUUUGCCAACUGCGCCUCCGCGACCAUUGACACUGAAGGCAAGUGGUACCAAGCGGACGCGUUUGGUGUGGUUAGUGUCAUCGUUUCUACUGCAGACAUGGCCUCCUUUACCCUCCAAGUGGACCAGUUCCAGGCUGUUGGAGGUACUCCUGUGGCCAUCCAGACCAAUGUCUUGAACCCCAACGGAAAGCUGAACACCAAGCUUGCCUUCAUCCAACAUGCAAACGAUCUCUUGAAUGCCAAAACCCAGACGGGGGGGCUUGAACAAAACCCGAUCUUCCUUGGUCGGCCAGGCCAACCCUUGAAGAGGAUCGACAACAAUCCCAAGGUCUACAACCUCAAGGGCAAGAGGCCGACUAUUCUCGCCGGCAUUGUUGGAGACAACACACCCAGAAAAAUAGAGCGUUUCUUGGAUAGACUGAGCGAGACCAGCUGGUAUGACCCUUGGGGUUUCUUCUCGUGGUGUUACGAGAAGCCCAAACAGGCUACAAGUUGGAUCCUUCAGAAAAUUGGCAAUGCCCUGAGCUUGGUGAUAGAAAUCGCCGGCACGGUGUACAAGUUCAUUCUCGACGGUGUUGAAGUUGGAAAGGCCAUGAGCUGGGUGUUUGAGAAGAUCACUGUUGGAGUACAGAGGCUGAUUGACUUUGUCGGUUUCAUCUUCCAGUGGGGAGACAUCCUCGACACCUCUGACAGCAUCGUGGCCUCUAUUAACGCUGGUCUCGGAUAUGCGCAGGACAAAGUUGCGUAUGGAGGCAUGGCUCAGAGUGGCAAGAUCAACGGCGCAGCGGAUCUCAUGUCGGCGAUGCCAACUCUCGAGGACGGCACUACUCUUCAAGACCUCUGGAAUGACUUGCCAACUAUCUUUCAGACUCUGUACUACUACAUCACCGCCAUUGGUGGCGAUGUGAGCGACCUGUUCACCCCUACCACUACGUCCACCGACGCAUAUAACAAACUGAAGCUCGACUUGAUCAACGCUGCCGUUGAUACGACGCAAAAUGUUCUAGAUCUCCUCGCUAUCGAGCUCCCCAUCUUCACUGCCCUCUGGAAAGCCAUCGCCGGCGGCAGGGACUUUGCCGUCUUCAAUGCCUUUUCACUGCUCAUGGCCAUACCUGUGACCUUUGUGUACAAGGUGGUCGAUGGCACAGCACUGCCGUCCCUGAAGGGCAUGGACAAGACUACUUUCGCAGCCUACGUGAAUGGCACCCUAGGCGACGAUGACUCGGAUUUUGGCAUCACCCGCACCCAGAUUCAGAUCGUUGGGUUCGCUAUAGCGGUCACAGCUAUCCACCUUGAAGUGGACUUUCAGCUCAUCAGCUGGGUGACCAAGAAGAUCCAAGGCCUCGCUGCCGUGACCAUUGACACUGGUCUGAUCUUUGUUGGCGUAGCUAUGCUGAUCAUCGGAUGGCCUGUUGCUGGUCAGAAGGACAUGGGAAUGAGAUUCAUCAUCAUUGUCAACAACGACUCAGAGCCGAGCGACCUAAGUCUUCUUGCCCGGCACAUCGUGGAGGAUACAUUCGACAUGAUCAAGGCGUGGCUUGCUAGUGUGGGCGAGGUUGUCGAAGAUAUCAAAGUCAAAGCCGUUGCCAAGGGCUUGGGCAGAGAUGCAGGGCAAGAGGUGGUAGUUCUCAGUGAUAUAGUCUUCCUCGUUGCUGACGAGGUCACUAUUCGACGAAAUUUCGAGUAA